CAUUUUCUAAAUAGUCAUUUAGAUGCCAAAUUUUCUGACAGAAUAUUUUUAGUGUCAUUGACUCAUUGGGCAGAAUUCUCCCUUAAAAUAAGUCCAUUCCAAAGAAAUCGAUACGCGGGUAGUAACCAUCUAAACAAAUAGUUUCUUGAAGAACUGCUAGCUAGUUCAUUCACUUUCACUUCGUAAAAUGCCUCCCAAAAAGAAAGGUGGAAAAGGAAAAGGCGGUUCGGGAAAUAUCAUCGAUGGAGUGGACACAACUCAAAUGACCCGAGAGCAGCUCGAGGUCUUCUGCCACCGAAUAAAAGAGGAAAACGAACGAGAAAGAGAAGAACGAAAUUUCUUUCAACUCGAAAGAGAUAAAUUACGGACGUUUUGGGAAAUCACAAAAAAUGAACUUGAAGAAGCUAAAGCAAAACUCAGAAACAAAGACCGACAGAUUGAGGAAGCGGCUGAGAAAAACGAAGAAGAACUGAAAUUUUACAAGCAAAAAGUCAAACAUUUGCAAUACGAACACCAAAACAACUUAACAGAAUGUAAAGCUGAAGCGCUUGUUUCGCUGAAAAUGUCACAAGAUGACCACACUGAACAGGAAAGAGAAUUGUUGCGAGAUAAGCGAGAUUUGAAAGCGCAAAUGCGGGAACAAGAAGUCGCCCAUCAAGAUCAAGUCAAAGCUUUAAAACUGCAACAUAGUGAAGAGAUAAGCACCAUCAGAAACCAAUUCGAACUGAAAGAAAAAGAACUGGAAAAUAAAUACGAAAAAAAAUUUGCUGACCUGAAACAAGAAUUAAACAUCAAACAUACGAUGGAAAUGUCGGAGCUGGAAGAGCGCAAAAAUAACCAAAUUACUGAUUUGACAAAACAUCACGAGAAAGUGUUCAAUGAAAUGAAGAACUAUUACAAUGACAUUACUUUAAACAACUUGGCGUUAAUAAGUAGCUUGAAAGACCAAAUGGAAGUUCUUCGGAAACAAAACGAACGAAUGAGUAAACAAGUCGCUGACAUAACUGCCGAAAACAAGCGCUUAACUGAACCUUUAAAACAAGCACAAAUUGAUGUUGCUGAGUAUAAACGACAACUUGAACAUUACGAAAAGGACAAGUUAUCACUGGCGAACACCAAAGCUAAAUUAUCGUCCACUAAACAAGAGCUGGAUGAUUUAAGAUGGGCAAACGAUGCUUUGCAAUUAAGAUUUGAAAAGCUCGAGGCCGAAAAAGACGAACUGAGUCGAAGAUUCAUCGAGGCAAUUCUAGACGUUCAGCAGAAAACCGGUCAGAAAAAUAUGCUUUUGCAGAAACGUAUCCAAACUUUGACAAAUGUGGCGGAAUACAGAGAUGUGAUAAUUGGGGAGCUGAGGGCGCUAACGUCGGAAGAUAUUACGGCGAAAAAUUUGAAGCUGGAGAAAAUUUUAGCAAGAAAAAAUACGGUCAUACAUGACUUACAGUAUGAGCUGGCCAGGGUGUGUAAAGCGCACGAUGAUCUUUUGGAUACUUACGAAGAUAAAUUGCAACAAUAUGGCAUUCCUAAAGAGGAGUUGGGUUUUGUUCCGUUGAGGAUUUUGCAGGAUGGGCAAGGGGGGCUGCCGAAAGGCCCAGCUGGGCUUGUUACAAAGAAUCGAUAAUUGUGUGAAUAAAUGGCGAAAUUAAA
Molecule: messenger RNA, 1644 nt
Organism: Tribolium castaneum (red flour beetle)
Lineage: Eukaryota; Metazoa; Arthropoda; Insecta; Coleoptera; Tenebrionidae
Gene: Gas8
Product: Growth arrest specific protein 8
Exons: 9
Coding region: 188-1618 (476 amino acids)
Biological process (GO): cell motility
Cellular component (GO): microtubule; Golgi apparatus; motile cilium
Molecular function (GO): microtubule binding; small GTPase binding
Source: RefSeq, a predicted model, not a curated record